Lithohypha guttulata is the source of this 1506-nucleotide messenger RNA. RefSeq lists its product as uncharacterized. The transcript has a single exon. The record is from RefSeq and is a predicted model, not a curated record. Bases 1 to 1506 code for a protein of 501 amino acids. Gene Ontology annotation, molecular function: aldehyde dehydrogenase (NAD+) activity. Lineage: Eukaryota; Fungi; Ascomycota; Eurotiomycetes; Chaetothyriales; Trichomeriaceae.
AUGGAUUCUGGACUGCAGGCUUACAGCUGGGUCAACGGUGAGUAUAGUAUAAGGUCAGAAGACGAUCCAUUAGCGAAGCUUAUCCCCAUCAUCAAUCCCGCAACCGAAGAGCUGAUAGCGAAGAUCGAGAUUACGUCCUCCGAAGCAGUUCAUGAUAUCGUUUCAAAGUCUUUACACGCGUUCAAAACUGGUCGAUGGCCGCGCGCUGAUCCGUCAGAACGCUUCGCUGUGCUCUCAAAAGCCGCCGGCAUGAUGCGCGAGCGGAUGCAUGACUUCAUCCGGUACGAGGCGAUGCAGACUGGACGACCGAUACGCGAAAUGCGUGCACAAUUAGCACGCAUACCAGAGUGGCUCGAGUACUUCGCGUCACUAGCUCGGACCAUGGAAGGACGUGUGACACCAUUCAAAGGGCCAGUCGUGAACACGUUGACUCGAAGUCCGCUCGGUGUCGUCGCCCAGAUUACGCCCUGGAAUCAUCCACUGUUGAUAGCGACGAAGAAAAUGGCUGCCGCACUAGCAGCAGGGAAUUGUGUCAUUGUUAAACCAUCUGAACUUGCGCCACUCUCAGUAUUGACGAUGGGUAAAAUAUUCCAAGCCGCAGGACUGCCGGAUGGAGCGCUGCAGAUCAUCACUGGUACAGGACCUGAGACAGGAAAGUAUCUCUGUCAAGAUCGGCGACUGGCUAAGAUCGACCUUACUGGUGGGCUGGGCACAUAUAGAGCUAUCGCCCCUGCUGCAAGUCAGAACCUGAUCUCGAUAACCGCCGAGCUAGGAGGGAAAGCCCCAGUGUGCAUCUUCGAAAGCAUGACUGUGGGCAGAGCUGUACAAGCUGCCUUGUUUGCGAGUUUCAUUGCAAGUGGGCAGACUUGUGUCACUGGAAGUAGAAUACUGGCGCAUGACAAGAUUUACGAUGAAUUCAUAGCGCUGCUUGUCGAGAGGACAAAGAAGUUACGCAUCGGUGAUCCUACGUUAGAUGACACACAGAUCGGUGCGGUGAUCAACAAGGCAGCUGUAGAGAGAUGCACGAAGUUUGUCGCAGAAGCAGUCAAUGAAGGGGGCAAGUUACUCUGCGGCGGCUCACCAACUACAGUCUCAGGAAAGGGCUUCUUCUUCCAUCCUACACUCAUCGAAACGUCUGCGACGUCGUCCCUGUCAUGCAACGAGGUCUUUGGUCCCGUCAUCGCUAUAAUCAGAUGCACAUCCGAAGAGGACAUUAUCGAUAUCGCGAACAGCACCAAAUAUGCGCUGGGUGCUUCCGUCUGGACAGAUGACUUCGCUCAAGCCCAUCGAGUAGCUGAGAAGAUCGAGGCUGGCAUAGUCUGGAUUAAUGGUCAUCAUCUGAAUGAUCCAUCCUCACCUUGGGGUGGAUUCAAGGAAAGUGGUGUUGGGAAAGAGAACGGGAUCGAGGCGUAUGAAAGCUAUACCAAGGUGAAGAGCACGAUCAUCAACUACGGCGUACUGCCGACGUGGUUUGACGAAGAUGUGGGGACGAGUAGGUAUGGCUAG